AUGUAUAGAUUGAAGAUGUCCUCGGAACGACUUAUUUUUAUCACACUAUGUAUCGUACUGAUCAAUUCAAAUGUGGUUAUGAUGGAAAACUAUACAGCACCCCAGACAUUGUGUCCGUUGGGAUACUGGCCUGCAGCGGUUGAUAUUAAUGGGGGUCAGUAUGAAACUGAUCGAACAUUCGAAUUGCCUUAUAUGCCGGAUGUUGAAGACCCGAUUUGUCAGUUCUGUCCAAAUGUGGGCUGUUUUAUUGUUCGACGAACUGUGCUAAAAUCUACGGACGAAAUUGAUGGAUCCGGGGAUAUAACACCCUCGAGUGGCACAGAGUACAGCAAUACGGCAACUACAACCGCUUCAGAUGGUCUAGAUACCGAAUCGAUGGACGCCGCAUCGGAAUCGGGCAGUGCACAAAUGGGGAAUGAAACAGAUUCCGAACCGGAUUAUAAAUUGUUCAUGUCCUGUGAUCAUUGGAACAGCUUACCGGCUCCAACGGAGAUUGUGAGCUACCUAGACUGUGUGAUGAUUGGGAAGAGAGAUGAGUUCUACCUGUUUAUUUAUGAACCCCGAUUUCGACCGGAUCCACUGCCUACCGUGGAUUGUGUGGACGCCAAUUUUUUACAAUGGAUUCCAAAUGGCACUCAGUUACUUGGAUUGGAGCUUGGAUUUCGAAUGAAGGCCAUUCCUCCAUUCUUAUUCCGUUAUCAUCAGCGUAUCAUGUUGGCCAUAUGCGAAUGGAUACUGGUAGUCGGGGCUUGUGAUAAAAGAUCGUCAGCGGCUGCGGAUAGCCUGCUCGAUUUACUGGAAUCCAGAUGA
This is a messenger RNA of Echinostoma caproni, 810 nucleotides long. The record is from the annotation of a GenBank genome assembly. Lineage: Eukaryota; Metazoa; Platyhelminthes; Trematoda; Plagiorchiida; Echinostomatidae.